CGAUAGCUCUAGCGACCGCCGCUGCCGGGCAUGGGGCAAGGCGGGAGCCGAGAGUUCGAGGGCGGGCCGGAAGGCUUCCCGCCCGGCUCAGAGAGGAGGAGCGCUCGGCAGGCGGAGGAGGCGCCGCAGGAAAAUGCGGUGGUGCCCACGGUGCUGCAGUGGUCCCAGGGCGGCCAGUCCGUCUACGUGACAGGCUCGUUCAACGCGUGGGGCGAGCGCAUUCCCCUGCGCCGCAGCGGCAACGACUGUGUCGUGUGCCUAAACCUGCUGCCCGGAACGUACCAGUACAAGUUCAUUGUGGACAACGAGUGGCGCUUCGCGGCGGACCAGCCCACCGUGCGCGACGAGAUGGGCAACAUCAACAACUGCAUCACCGUCGAGGACCAGACCUCCUUCAUGCGCGAGGAGCAGCCGAGCGGCUUCUUCGACAACAACCAGAACCUCUACACGCAGGCGCUGCCCGACGAGAUCACGCUCGCCAAGGAGCCGCCGCAGGCGCCCUCCCACCUCUGGUGCCUGCCGCUCAACUUUCCGCCGCUGUGCGAGCCGCACGUCGCCUCUUGGACGCUGCUGCCGCCGCUGGGCGUCACGCUCACGCACCUGCUCGCCGCGGCCGCCGACCGGAGCACAAACACCCUCUCGGUCACACAGAGGGUGCGCUCCAAGUUCGUCACCAUGGUCUUUAUCAAGCCCGCGCGCGGCUCUGCAGCGGACGCGCGGCUAGGGCCAGCGCCGGCUGGCGGGCAGGCGGCCGGCGGUGGCUUCGCGCUCCCGCAGCUGCCCAGCACCGCAGCCGCCGUCGCAGCGCAGCAGCAGCUCCAGCACCAG
Molecule: messenger RNA, 828 nt
Organism: Emiliania huxleyi CCMP1516
Lineage: Eukaryota; Haptophyta; Isochrysidales; Noelaerhabdaceae
Exons: 2
Molecular function (GO): protein binding
Source: RefSeq, a predicted model, not a curated record